Messenger RNA from Harmonia axyridis, 3304 nucleotides. It is a transcript of the gene Rpn2, whose product is annotated as 26S proteasome non-ATPase regulatory subunit 1. Gene Ontology annotation, biological process: proteasome-mediated ubiquitin-dependent protein catabolic process; regulation of protein catabolic process. The record is from RefSeq and is a predicted model, not a curated record. Gene Ontology annotation, cellular component: proteasome regulatory particle, base subcomplex; proteasome complex; proteasome storage granule. NCBI's taxonomy places the organism in Eukaryota, Metazoa, Arthropoda, Insecta, Coleoptera, Coccinellidae. The transcript is spliced from 14 exons. Gene Ontology annotation, molecular function: enzyme regulator activity. The coding region runs from base 145 to 3150 and encodes 1001 amino acids.
CAAUGUCAAAGCUUGUCAAAUUUAACCAAACUCCAAACAGCGGCCACAUAAGUUUCAUCAACAAUAUUUAUUCUAAUAUUUAAUUUGUGGCUCAGAAAAUUUUUAUUUUGAAUUCGUAUAAACUGUGGCGAAUAUUUUUCCAGGAUGAAUAUUACAUCCGCAGCGGGAGUGAUCUCCCUGUUGGAGGAGCCACGUCCAGAGCUCAAAGUUUUUGCUCUGAAGAAACUCGAUACUAUAGUAGAUGAAUUUUGGCCUGAAAUAUCUGAAGCCAUUGAGAAAAUUGAAAUACUUCAUGAGGACAAAGUAUUCCAACAACAUCAACUUGCUGCUUUAGUAGCAAGUAAAGUUUAUUAUCACUUAGGAUCAUUUGAGGAUUCUUUGACAUAUGCACUUGGAGCUGGUGAUCUCUUUGAUGUCAAUGCAAGAACUGAAUAUGUUGAAACAUUACUUGCCAAGUGUAUUGACUACUACACUCAGCAGAGGAUUGCCCUUGCAGAGGGUUCUCCAGAUGCUAAACCUAUUGAUCCAAGACUGGAAGCUAUAGUUAACAGAAUGUUUCAAAGGUGUUUGGAUGAUGGACAGAAUCGUCAAGCUAUGGGUUUAGCUUUAGAGACAAGAAGAAUGGACAUUUUCAAUGCUUCCAUCACCCAAGCUGAGGAUAUUACUGGCAUGCUUUUCCAUGCUUUUCAAGUUGUGAUGAGUCUUAUUCAAAACAGAGGAUUCAGAAAUACAGUACUAAGAUCAUUAGUUGGAUUAUACAGGGGACUUCCCAAUCCAGAUUAUGUAAAUAUGUGUCAGUGUCUCAUCUUUCUCGAAGAUCCACUUUCGGUAGCUGAAAUUCUAGAUAAAUUAGUUCAAGCAGACGAAGAGAGUCAAUUGAUGGCAUAUCAAAUAGCUUUUGAUUUGUAUGAAUCUGCCACACAACAAUUUCUGGAACAGGUAUUGACUGCUCUUAGGAAAACGGCACCGAUACCAACACUUUUAGAGGAAAAAUUCAAACCGAAAAUUAUCGAAUCAGUUCCACAAAGGAUAAUCACGGCAACAGAUGCCGAAGAACCCAAACCCGAGGUUAAAGAAGAGAAAUCGUUAGAAAAUUUGGCCGAUAAAGAGAAAGAGCACCAAAGUAGGAUAGAAAAAUUACAUACUAUACUUUCUGGUGAAGUUUCCAUCGAGCUUCAUCUACAAUUUUUAAUCCGUUCCAAUCAUGCCGAUCUCCUCAUAUUGAAACAAACGAAAGAAACUGUCAGGGUUAGCAUCUGUCACACCGCCACAGUCAUAGCCAAUGCGUUUAUGCACAGUGGUACUACGAGUGAUCAGUUUUUGAGAGACAACCUGGAAUGGUUGGCCAGGGCUACCAACUGGGCGAAACUCACAGCCACAGCCUCUUUGGGUGUCAUCCACAGAGGUCACGAGCAGGAAGCUCUCACCCUAAUGCAGAGCUACCUGCCGAAGGAGGUGGGGCCCAGUUCUGGAUACUCAGAAGGCGGCGGACUUUACGCCCUAGGUCUGAUUCAUGCCAACCACGGUAACAACAUCAUCGACUAUCUGCUCACCCAACUGAAGGAGGCCCAGAACGAGAUGGUGAAGCAUGGAGGAUGCCUAGGGUUGGGUCUUGCAGCCAUGGGUACACAUCGUCAUGACAUUUACGACCACCUCAAGUUCCUUCUAUAUCAAGACGAUGCUUGUACGGGAGAAGCCGCUGGUAUUGCCAUGGGUAUGGUCAUGUUGGGCUCCAAGCACGAUGCAGCUAUUUUGGAAAUGGUUGGAUAUGCGCAAGAAAGUCAGCACGAGAAGAUCUUGCGUGGUCUCGCUGUGGGUAUUGCUUUCACAAUGUACGGUCGCCUUGAAGAGGCUGACCCUCUGAUCCAGCAGCUCAUGUCCGAUAAGGAUCCCAUUCUCAGAAGAUCAGGCAUGUAUACACUUGCCAUGGCCUACUGCGGAACGGGACACAACAAGGCGAUUAGGAAAUUGCUCCAUGUUGCGGUCUCCGAUGUCAACGAUGACGUCCGUAGAGCAGCAGUUACAGCCUUAGGUUUCCUUCUAUUCAGAACACCAGAGCAAUGCCCAAGCGUGGUCUCGCUGUUGGCCGAGAGCUACAACCCCCACGUGCGCUACGGAGCCGCUAUGGCCCUGGGUAUCGCGUGCGCCGGUACCGGUCUCAGAGAGGCCAUAGCCCUCCUGGAGCCGAUGAUGAUCUUCGACUCCGUCAACUUCGUCAGACAGGGAGCUCUGAUCGCCUCCGCCAUGAUCCUGAUCCAGCAGACGGAGCAGACCUGCCCCAAGGUAUCGUUCUUCAGGAAGACCUACGCCAAGGUUAUCUCCAACAAGCACGAGGAUGUGAUGGCCAAAUUCGGUGCCAUUCUGGCACAAGGUAUAAUCGAUGCUGGAGGUAGAAACGUAACACUUUCACUCCAGUCCAGGACUGGCCACACCAACAUGUUGGCCGUUGUUGGUACCCUGGUCUUCACGCAAUAUUGGUACUGGUUCCCUCUGUCCCACUGUUUAGCUCUUGCGUUCACGCCCACCUGCGUUGUCGCCCUUAACGCCCAACUUAAAAUGCCCAAACUGGAACUCCGCUCAAACGCCAAACCCAGCACGUACGCCUAUCCAGCUGCGUUGGAAGAAAAGAAGAGAGAGGAAAGGGAAAAGGUCACAACAGCAGUUUUGAGCAUAGCCGCCAGACAAAAACGAAGAGGACACGACAAGAAAGACAAGGAUGAGAAGAUGGAAGUGGAUGAAGAGAAGGACGACAAGAAGGGAGAGUCGUCUAAGACGGAGUCCAAGAAAGAAAGUGAUAAGAAAACCGACGCAAAGAAGACGGAAGAAGAGAAGACGUGCGACGAUAAGAGAUGUCCAGAAAAAGCGGAGAAGAAGGAAGAGAAAGAGGAGAAAAAGAAAGAGACCGAACCUAGUUUCGAGAUUUUGAGCAAUCCUGCCAGAGCUAUGAGGCAACAACUCAAGGUGAUAAGUUUGAACGAGGGUAGUCCAUAUGUGCCCCUGAAAGAUGUUUCUAUUGGUGGAAUUAUCAUGGUCCGUAGUUUGAGGCCUGACGAUGAGGAGUUGGUAGAGCCAGUUGUUGCUUGUGGGCCCAAACCUGAUGAUGACAAAGAGCCUGAUCCACCAGAGCCAUUCGAAUGGAUUGAAAACUAACUCAUAUAAAACAGUAUAUUUAAUUCUCUCGAGAUGUUCACGAUUUAUUCGAAAUAUGUCCCUACUUUUGUACUGAUAAGAUGACAUAUUUGAUAUAUUGUAAUCUCUUGAAUUUUUGUUCUAAUAAAUAUUAAAUAGAAUUUCGUAAAAUUUA